Messenger RNA from Ailuropoda melanoleuca (giant panda), 18593 nucleotides. RefSeq names its product protocadherin 9 (gene PCDH9). The transcript is spliced from 3 exons. Gene Ontology annotation, biological process: homophilic cell-cell adhesion. Gene Ontology annotation, cellular component: plasma membrane. Gene Ontology annotation, molecular function: calcium ion binding. The record is from RefSeq and is a predicted model, not a curated record. Bases 731 to 3922 code for a protein of 1063 amino acids. Lineage: Eukaryota; Metazoa; Chordata; Mammalia; Carnivora; Ursidae.
AAAUUCAGUUCAGAGAGGAGAGAGGAGAGGGAGAAGGAGAGAGGGGCAGAGGAGAAGGAGAGAGGGGCAGAAGAGAAGGGAGAGAGGGAGAGCAUGCGAGACAGGAAGGAGCGCCUCAGAGUCUCUGAAGCACGAAAGAGAUAACCGAUUAGGAAUUUUUCAGGCAACUGUCAUCCCGGAGAGCAGCCAGAGAAUCACCAUCACCUCAACUCUGACGUUUCCUACAAGAAGUUAGAGACUUAAGCAGAAUUGACAUCGGAGGGAAAUGGUAUGCUUGAUGCUGUGGAAAAUACCCCAGAGCUGAAGAAGUGCAACUGGAUGUUGUGUGUGUGUGUGUUAAAUACCAGAAGAGCCCAGACCCCGUGGGUAAUAGAGACGAAAUGUGGAGAGAAUGACUAACGACAAAUCUGUGAAUUUGUUCUCUGGAGUUGCUAAUUUGCCAGCCCGAAGCAACACAUUUUACAAGGAGGAAACGUUUUGCUGCUUUUGAUUUCUCCCCAAACUGGUGCUACCAGAUGCAUGGCUUUCUAUGUGUUGGAACAAAUCAUUCCUAACUGCAGCAUACCGGGAAAGGGGAAAGGUUGAGGCAACUAACUGGCUGUCUCCAAAUAAGCGAUGAGAUGUAAUGCAUCCUCCAGUCCAUGCACGCUUCCUCUUGCAAUUCGUGCAUCAUUCCUCAGUGGAAACCUUUAAACCCUGAAAUCCGGGAAAAGAAAAUAAAUACAUUAUCAUGGACCUGAGGGAUUUUUACCUGUUGGCUGCUCUGAUUGCCUGUUUAAGGCUGGAUUCCGCAAUAGCUCAAGAACUUAUUUACACUAUUAGAGAGGAAUUGCCUGAAAAUGUGCCCAUAGGAAACAUACCAAAGGAUCUGAACAUUUCUCACAUCAAUGCUGCCACAGGGACCAGUGCCAGCCUUGUCUACAGACUGGUUUCUAAAGCUGGGGAUGCCCCUUUGGUGAAAGUGUCCAGUAGCACUGGGGAAAUUUUCACAACCUCCAACAGAAUAGACAGAGAAAAACUCUGUGCCGGAGCCUCUUACGCUGAGGAAAAUGAGUGUUUCUUUGAACUUGAGGUAGUGAUCCUCCCCAAUGACUUUUUCAGGCUGAUCAAAAUAAAAAUAAUUGUCAAGGAUACCAAUGAUAAUGCCCCCAUGUUUCCAUCUCCUGUCAUCAAUAUUUCCAUUCCAGAAAACACUUUGAUCAACAGCCGCUUUCCAAUUCCAUCAGCAACAGAUCCUGACACAGGCUUCAAUGGUGUACAGCAUUAUGAAUUGCUAAAUGGGCAGAGUGUUUUUGGACUGGAUAUCGUGGAAACUCCGGAGGGAGAGAAGUGGCCACAAUUGAUUGUUCAGCAAAACUUGGACAGAGAACAGAAAGAUACCUAUGUGAUGAAAAUCAAAGUAGAGGAUGGAGGCACUCCACAGAAAUCCAGCACUGCCAUACUACAGGUCACAGUAAGUGAUGUAAAUGACAACAGGCCAGUGUUUAAAGAGGGUCAAGUGGAGGUGCACAUUCCAGAGAAUGCUCCUAUAGGCACCUCUGUAAUUCAGCUCCAUGCCACUGAUGCAGAUAUAGGCAGUAAUGCUGAAAUCCGGUACAUUUUUGGUGCCCAGGUCGCCCCUGCAACCAAAAGACUCUUUGCUUUAAAUAAUACUACUGGGCUGAUUACAGUUCAGAGGUCCUUAGAUCGCGAGGAGACAGCCAUUCACAAGGUGACAGUGCUGGCUAGUGAUGGCAGCUCCACACCCGCUCGAGCAACGGUUACCAUCAAUGUCACUGAUGUAAAUGAUAACGCUCCUAACAUAGACCUCAGGUACAUUAUAAGUCCCAUCAAUGGCACAGUGUAUUUAUCUGAGAAAGAUCCUGUCAAUACAAAGAUUGCCCUAAUUACAGUUUCAGAUAAGGACACAGAUGUGAACGGCAAAGUGAUCUGUUUUAUUGAAAGAGAGGUCCCAUUUCAUUUGAAGGCAGUGUACGACAACCAAUAUUUGUUAGAGACCUCCUCUUUGUUGGACUAUGAGGGCACCAAAGAAUUCAGCUUUAAAAUUGUUGCCUCUGAUUCUGGGAAGCCCAGUUUAAAUCAGACUGCCCUGGUAAGGGUUAAGCUUGAGGACGAAAAUGACAACCCACCAAUUUUCAACCAGCCUGUAAUUGAGCUGUCAGUUUCUGAAAACAACCGACGUGGGUUAUACUUAACAACUAUUAGUGCCACAGAUGAAGACAGUGGGAAAAAUGCGGACAUUGUUUAUCAGCUUGGGCCGAAUGCCUCCUUCUUUGAUCUGGACCGAAAGACAGGAGUUUUGACAGCCUCCAGAGUCUUUGACAGAGAAGAACAAGAACGAUUCAUUUUUACAGUAACUGCCAGGGACAAUGGGACCCCUCCCCUCCAAAGCCAAGCGGCUGUGAUAGUUACUGUUCUGGAUGAGAAUGACAACAGCCCCAAGUUUACUCAUAAUCAUUUUCAGUUUUUUGUGUCUGAGAAUCUGCCAAAGUAUAGUACUGUGGGGGUAAUCACAGUGACAGAUGCAGAUGCUGGAGAGAAUAAAGCUGUGACUCUUUCCAUUCUAAAUGACAAUGAUAAUUUUGUGUUGGAUCCCUAUUCUGGAGUCAUAAAGUCAAAUGUCUCAUUUGAUAGAGAGCAGCAGAGUUCCUACACUUUUGAUGUCAAAGCCACCGAUGGGGGACAACCACCCCGCUCCUCUACUGCAAAAGUCACUAUCAAUGUCAUGGAUGUCAAUGACAAUAGCCCAGUUGUCAUUUCUCCACCUUCCAACACUUCUUUUAAGUUGGUGCCCCUCUCGGCCAUUCCUGGCUCUGUGGUAGCGGAAGUUUUUGCAGUGGAUAUCGACACCGGGAUGAACGCGGAACUGAAGUAUACAAUUGUGAGUGGAAACAACAAAGGCUUGUUUCGGAUCGAUCCAGUAACAGGUAACAUUACUCUGGAAGAAAAACCGGCACCUACUGAUGUGGGCUUGCACCGUUUGGUGGUCAACAUAAGUGACCUGGGAUACCCGAAGUCUCUGCACACGCUCGUGCUUGUUUUUCUCUACGUUAACGACACUGCUGGGAAUGCCUCCUAUAUCUAUGACUUGAUUCGCAGGACUAUGGAGACCCCACUGGACAGGAACAUAGGGGACAGUAGUCAACCCUAUCAAAACGAGGACUAUCUCACCAUCAUGAUCGCCAUCGUCGCGGGUGCCAUGGUGGUCAUCGUCGUGAUCUUUGUCACCGUCCUGGUGCGCUGUCGCCAUGCAUCCAGGUUCAAAGCAGCUCAGAGGAGCAAGCAAGGUGCUGAAUGGAUGUCCCCGAACCAGGAGAACAAACAAAACAAGAAAAAGAAAAGGAAGAAAAGAAAGUCUCCCAAGAGCUCUCUUUUGAACUUUGUUACAAUUGAAGAGUCCAAGCCCGAUGAUGCGGUUCACGAACCUAUCAAUGGGACCAUAAGCCUGCCGGCUGAGCUGGAGGAGCAAAGUAUAGGAAGAUUUGACUGGGGCCCGGCCCCUCCAACAACCUUCAAGCCUAACAGCCCUGAUCUGGCCAAGCACUACAAAUCUGCUUCUCCACAGCCUGCUUUUCAUCUUAAACCAGACACUCCAGUUUCCGUGAAAAAGCAUCAUGUGAUUCAGGAACUCCCUUUGGACAACACCUUUGUCGGGGGUUGUGACACCCUUUCCAAACGCUCUUCCACUAGUUCAGAUCACUUCAGUGCCUCAGAGUGCAGUUCCCAAGGAGGCUUCAAGACAAAGGGCCCCUUACACACCAGACAGGACCAUCUGUUACUGGCAAGUCUGUGCAUCCUCUCCAGCCAAUGCAGUACCAACCCCAGGCAUAUAUUCAGGAUUGUUCAACACACGACCCUGGUUCCUCAUGAUCCUUCAGUCUCAACUGGUAACUCAGUUAAGUCAAACACUGGUAUGUCGUAAUUUAAAGCUUAAUAAUGAGGGUGACUGUAAGAAAGUUCCUUAAAUUAAGAGGCUGUAUCUUACUUACCUUUGUAUUUCCAAGACCAAAUCUCCAACAAUGCCUAGGAGUGAUCUUAAUAGACAUUCAGCAAAUGGUGACCUAACUGGAGAGAGAAGCUGAUAUUGGAAUCGUACUUUAUAUAUGUAUAACAGUUCCAUUGAUUGAAUCCCCAUAACCAUAUAAAGAAGACAUUCCAUUCUUACUCAGCCAAUGUAGAAACUGAGAUUCAGAAAAUAUGUUGGUUUUUUUUUCCCCAAGUCACAUGGCUAAAGCCAAUGGCUUUUAUUUCCAGUCUAGGACUCUACCUUUACACUGUCAUUUCUUCCUUAUGUGUGGCCUACUUUUACUUGUAAAACACUAUUUUUAGGCUAUGUAUAAAUUUGGAACAUUUUCCUCAUUAGGGACUUUUUUUAUUGAAAAGGGCUGCAACCCUUUUAUAUAUUUUUUUUUAAAUAUAUUACAAGGCAACUCAGUGCACUCAAAAUUGUUCUUCAUAAGUUACCUCCCAGUAAGGUCACUUUAGAUUGCAUUAAAAUGUGGUAAACGUAUGACACACAAAAGCUCAUCUAUAUCCAUUGUUGCUGUGACAGAGGCCGGAGUGAAAAAAGUAUAUAUGGAGGGAGUGAAUGUUUGCUUUCAGCUGCCGUCUGUAUUUUCCUCUAUAACAUCUGCGGCCUGAUGACACAAGCUCUAAUUAGUUUAAAGAAUUUUUUGUGGCUGAGGGGUCACUAUCCUCUCCAAUCUAAGAAAUUAUGGUCUCCCUGGCACCCCUCCAUUCUUCUGGAGGUCUAACUUAGACCAGUCCUAUAGAUGAGUUAGUAUAGGCUGUCUUAGACUCUGCAUUUCACCAUUUUGAGUUUUUAACAGUGAAGUAUAGUUAACACCUUUAUAUCAUUUGUCAGUGUCUUGACUCAGCGGUUUCUGCAUGUAGAUGAGAGAGGAGCAGAAAAUUAGAAAACUGCCAAACUGCUGAUUCUGAUGGACAUAAAUACUCUCCUGUCACAUAAUCAGAUGUCUCCAGUUUCCAUCUUCUCCCUCAUUUUUUCCACACCACUAUGCCUGCCCAUCAUAAUACUUUUUUUUCAUAUAUUGGGAUAUAAUGGGAAAAGAAAGGAUGAACUAAAUAAACAGGAUCAGAUCUCUCUUAAAAAAAAAAGAUUUUAUAUAUUUGUUUGAGAGAGAGAGAGAGAAAGAGCACUUGAGUGGGGGUAGGGGCAGAGGGACAAAGAAUCUGAAGCAGACUCUGCACUGAGUGGGGAGCCCGACACGGGGCUAGAUCCCACCACCUCGAGAUCAUGACCUGAGCCCAAACCAAGAAUUAGAGGCUUAGCCAACUGAACCACCCAGGCACCCCAGAUUCCUUUUCUUCUAAGCCUCCUCAUCAAAAAUUUUUACUUAAACCUUGAAAUACUUAGAUUAUUGAGUGAUUACCUCUAAACAUAAUGAUCAAUAGAUUUUCUUUGUUACCUGCUUGAUAGGGACAGGUGUUUUAGAGGUUAAAAAAAAAAAAGUUGUUACAUUAAAGUUCCCUUAAUAGAUUUUUGAGUCAACCAGACAUCACCCUAGAAUCACGUAUGAGUUCUAUAAAAAGAAGCAAAAUAAUAAUUGAAUAGUGACUGGAGCAGUGUCUAGCUACUAUAUUAAUUUUAGAAAGAUAAAUUUGGUGUCUAAAAGAACUCAUAGAAUAGUUUCUCAAGACUCAAAUGGGCCUUUGAGAGUAUUUGGCCUAUUUAAUUCUUUUUCCAGGUGAAAAAAACUGAGACCCAAGAAGAAAUGUAAUAUUUGGAGUAAGAAAAAUGACUCCAUGAACUGCUACUAAAAACUGUGACAUUGGGCACAUCAUUUAAAUAUACCAGUCCUAGCUUUCCUUGUCUGUAGAAUGAAUGUAGUCAUGCCUAAUCCAUAAGGUCAUCAAGAGACGAAGACAUGGCCCAUGGUAGGCAGACACUCAAAAACAAAAACAAAAACAAAAAAACACAACAACCAAAACCAAAAAAUCUGAACAAAACCUACCUGCUGUUCUCUUUUUUCUGUCCAAGGAUGCCAGCUUGCCGCUGACAGAGGUGCUGAUUUCACUUAAUGCAUGUUCUCUUAGUUUUGUUCUUGGUGGUUUUUUGGAAUCUGAGUUUUGUAUCUUUUUGAUAAGUAAGUUAUGUUUGUUAAUCUGCCUUUGGUUUAAAACAUUUUUUUGGUUGUUUAGGAUUUCUGAAAAGUUGACCUUGUAACAGCAUCAGAAUAGUGCCGACAGGAUCUUAUGUUUUCUUUUUGAUCUUAGUCCCUAUUGUUUCACAUUUAUGUAAUUGCUUCAUCUUUCAUUUUGAGUAUUUCACCAUUUUCAUUCGCAUGUUGUAUUUAAAAUUAUUCUGCGUUUAGCAUUUGUUAUUAAUUUACUUCCCUGUUGAUUACCCAUAGGAACUCUACCCAUCUGGGGAUUUUCACCUUAUACAUCACUCCUAUUACAAAACAACAUAUAAGAGAGUGAAUCUGUUUCACAGUCAGUACUUAACACAGCUGGAGCCAUUUGAAACCUGCUGGUUUUUGCUUCCAAUUAUUCCAUAGACUAGAAAGCAUCUCUGUUGAAGUAAUGACAUCCAUGGUGUAAUCAAACUAGUUAAAAUGCCUUGGAGUAUAUGGAUCAUAUUUCUGGGAUUCAUCAUAUGUAAGCCAGAAGCAUAAUAGCCAACAGGGCUUUUUUUUUUUCUUUCUUAUUUUAAAGUAAUAUAUAUUCACUUAUAAGUAAGUUUGUAAUGUCUGAAUAUGCAAGUUUAUAAUGUUUGAAUAUGUGGGUGAUGUUAUAAAAAGUGGGAUCCAGUAAAUAAAAAUAUAACACAAUAUGAUAGUGUCUGAAAAAUAGCCUUUCUUAAUAUCCUGGGGUCAAAAUCAUUGCCUUAUGUUAGACUAGCUGAAAUCAUCAAGAUAAAGUUAUUGAUUUGGAUUUGGAGCGAAAGGUAGUGGGAAUUUGUUACAAAUUCAAUUAACUUUAUCAACUAAAGAAGUAGAUUUGCCCAAUGUUUAGGUGGCUUCAUUGUGACUUAAAUUGUAGAAAUUAAAUUUUUUUUAAAGAUUUUAUUUAUUUAUUCGACAGAGAUAGAGACAGCCAGCGAGAGAGGGAACACAAGCAGGGGGAGUGGGAGAGGAAGAGGCAGGCUCAUAGCGGAGGAGCCUGAUGUGGGGCUCGAUCCCAUAACGCCAGGAUCACGCCCUGAGCCGAAGGCAGACACUUAACCGCUGUGCCACCCAGGCGCCCCUAGAAAUUAAAUUUUUAACUUCUUACUGACCUUUACUACCUUCUCAGUGUGAUCAAAUUGUUUUUGUAUUGGCCUUUUGGUUUAGUUCUAAUUUUAUAUAUAGACAGUGGCUAAGUAAAAAAAAAAGGACUUUAGAACAAAAACAAUAUGAAAACUUAUUCCUUGUGCUUGGAAAAUUUGAAUCAAACAGAUAAAACAUGGCACAUUGACAUGAUUUCCUUUUAGACUAUUGCUUGCUUUAUGGUAAGAUGUACUACCUUACAGCAGUGGAUAGUGAGCAGAGCAGGGACGGACACAGUAUGGAUAUUACCUUGAGUUAUCAGGCUUCAUGGAGUUGUAAGGAUUAUAGCAUGGCAUACAGGAGAUGUUCAAUAAAUUUUGCUCAAUCCCACCACAAGGGCAAACAUGGAGAUAAUUCGACAAAAUGAAGGUGUUAAAUACAUUUUAAAUGGCAAGAAUCGGGCUUUAAGGAUUGAGAUUCAUUCUUUUUUAUAAAAAAAAUAUUUAGUCUUCUCAUGGCAUCAAGUACAUAUAAAUGUAUACUGUAUGUUGCUAAAUGUAAGUUAAGAUGGCCACCAUUUUAUGUUGUCCAUUUCAAUGAUAAACCUCUCUUAACUCUUAGAGUAGAGAAGUGAUGGUGCAUCCCAGGAAAUAUAUGUAAAUUUCAGUUCAGAUAAUGACCAAAUACCUAGUCUAUGAAGAGAAUUAUAUUUCUUGUACUGCAGUCCUCACAUCUCUCCUUCUGUGAACAGGGUCCACUUGAUUUUCGCCCCUAGAAGUGUGAAGGACAUUUUCUGCCUGUUGAAUUCCUAUUUGGCCGUAAGCCUGACAAGUAGACAAUAUCCAGCCUUAUCACUAGACUGCUAAACCAUGUUACAUUUUCCUUAAUGGAUACUAAAACUUAUUCCAGAAUUAUAUCCUAUAGUUUUAAAUAUGUAUUCUUUUUUGAGAAUUUUUUUAUCUUUUUAAAAAAUACAUAACUAUGAUUUUUUUAUGCCAAAGACCUGUAAUAUGAUCUACUGAUAUAUAUAUGUUAAUCUUUAUUUUUCAUUAAUUUUAUUAUUCAAUAGACAUCUAUUGAGUAACUGCAGUGUUCCAGAAACAGUGUUAGACAGUGGGAUUUUUAAGAAAAUAAGACAUCUGUAUUUGCUUUAAAAGAUUCCAGUGGGUUUUAAACAUAAUACAUUUUUUCCUUGGAAUUCCUCUUACUUAAAAUAUGAGUUCUCUCUGUUUUAAAUUGAUGUCAUCAUUUCCCUGAAAUAUACUUUUUGAAGUCUUUUUUUUUUAACUAGAGCCAGAGAUUUGAUCUUCAGUGGGAUAAUAAAAUUCUAAGAUCUAUUACUCUAAUUAUAAGAAUGCCACAUUGAAAUUUAUCCUUUGGUUAAUUUAGAGGGAAAUACACUUUUUCAUCCUUAAAAUCACACUUCUUCUACAGGCAAAGGUGUUAAUAAAAUAUAGUUGCAAGAAAACUUCAUUUUUGUAACUAUGAGAUUAGCAAAUUUGCUAUAUUAAAAAUCACUUUAAAAACAUGGCACACAUUGAUAAUAUUGAGUAAUAACCUAAGUUGAAGAAGACAGUGUUCUCUACAAAUGGAGUUCCACUUACGCACGGAUCCCUUUUCAAAGGGGCGUUUUGAAUCAUGGUAUUCUGCAAAACAGCCUUCACCCUUGGAAAACACAUAAGCUUAAAUGGAACAUAGAUGUUAAACUCUGGCUAGAAUAAUUGUUUGGUUUAAUUGGCUUUUACCUCCAGAUGGUUAUGAGUUGGGCGAGUCCAUUUUCUUAUGAAUAUUUAUCACAGUAUUUCAAGGAAUGGAUGCAAUGAAGUCAUGUUGAAAAAUAGAGACCUAUAUUGUAUCUUUUUUUCUUAAAUUGAGAAACAUUCAUAUCCUGAAAAUUUGGUUUCCUUUAAUCACAGAAGAAAAUGUCAUAAGUGAGCUUUACAUUUCAGGCAAGACAGACUAUGAUAUUUUUAACUUUUAUCAUUUCUAAAACACUAAUUUACAUAUGGAUGGUGUUUAUAUGAGCAGGUCAUUUCAAAAUUUUAACAUACUAUUCAAACAGAAUUUUUUUAAAAUAACGCAUUUAAUGCCUCACCUGUACUUUUUUUGUGCAUUUUUUAAAGAUAAAUUUUCACUGCCAGAAAAUUGUACUAUUUUAAUUGCAGUUAAGCUUCAGUGAUAACCACCAAGCUGGUACCUAACUCCAAAAAGAUCUUUCCAACUGUUCUGUGGAUACUUAGGCAACUAUCUCUAAGUAAUUACUCUAACAUAAAUUAGUUACCAAAUUGAAACCUUAGGAAUAUGUACACCUUAGGAAUAAAAUGUGUAAUGGCACUUAAAUAUACUGAUUAAAAUAUAAACAAUUUGGGGGGAAGUGGUAAACUUAUUGAUACGACCAACCACAUAAGUAAUGUAAUCCACUUUUCAGUGUGAAAGUAUGGACAGUUAGGUAAGCUAAUUUAGUACGAAGAAACAGAAUAGAUUAAACUUAGUAAAAUAGAUACAUUUAAAUAAAGAUUGGUGUGGAAAUCACAUGCAUGUCAUUCUGUUUGCAGUAACCAGUUUCUACAGACAAUCAGAACUGUGCCAAUCUCGUCAUUUCAGUGAUUGUUAACUUGGUGUUUUUACAUAGUUUAAAUUUUUUGCUUAUUAUGAUUUUUGUAAGUGACUAUGCAUUGCUUUACCAAAGAAAAUGAACCAGUAGGGGUUAUUAAAAUAAAUAGAUUUCUAAUUUUUAAGACUUUGAUACUUCUUGCUUGCUAAUUUUUGGCAAUAAUCUUAUCUAUUCAAAAACACUUAAUACUUUGCUGAAGUUUCACUUAGCAUCUUGAGAAUUAAAUUUUCUCAUCUGAAAAUUAGAUCAUUGGAUUCAGCCAUUUUUUUCAUUUCUGUUAAAAAUGGAACUAUGGCUUUAAUUAAUACUUAGGCAUCCUCUUUGGCAGAUUUCCUCAUACCACCCAACAUCUGUCUGGCCUACUUCUUUCUAUCAUUUGAUAUAUGUUCAAACAGUGCAAAUCAGUGUUGACAUUGACUCAUGAAAAACAAUUACAAAAUAAACCGUAUGGUUCAGUCUCUCCUGACAAUGAGCAAUUCUCAAUAUCCCCAUUGUUUGUAUGAUCUCUGUUAUCACUCUCUUGCCUUAGUGUUGAUAACAGAGCAUUGCCUUUAUCUUCUGUGAGGUCUCUGCCUGAUUAAUUUUUUCCCUUCUGAACUAGAAAAUUAACUUUUUUCCUCCUAAAUCGGAAAUCACAAAUCAGAAGAACUCUAAAAUCUCAAUCAGAUUAUUGGUGUUUAUAGUCUGAUGAGAAAAUUAUCCACUUAAAACAGUAUGUAGCUACCCUAUUUUUAUCAGUAAUACUACUUUGAAUUUUUUUUCUGUAGUAAAGCAUGAAUUUUACUAUUUUAACUUUUGUGAACAUUGCAGACACACAGUUUUGGGAUAAUGUGUAAAUAGAAUUUUUGAAAAGUCAAACGGUCAUUUGGAAUGAUGGUGGUGUUUAUUAUCAGGAUACGUCUUAGAAAAGCUAAUUAAAUCUAAUGCUUAUUGAUUUUACUGGCAGCCUGUACAUUCAAAGACAAAAUUGGGUUAAAUCGAAGAAAUAAUGUAAAUAAUCAGAACUGUCAAUCUAUUGCUGAAGGAAAAUCAAGUUUGGGAUUAAAGAGAUUGAAUUGCAAAUUCGCUGACGUAGCCCCCAAAUAUACCACCUGAGUGGCAGACAAGUGCUAUUUGCUCACAGGAAUAUAAACUAGAACUAGGUUUUGCCACAGCAGAGCAGCUUACCACAUUCUCUCCAGAAUAGUGCAGAAACAGGGCCGUUCAGGAUCCUUCUGAAACCUGAAAGGUAGCCCAGGAAUGCUUAUUAGGAUAUCUAAUCCCUCAAUGAUUGCUGACCCUCAGAUACGCUUGCAUUUAUCCUGACUGACUGCACUGGGCUCUGUCGUCUUAUAAAAGCUUCAGGAAAGAGCAGCUGUAUCAGUGUUUUUGCUGGACGUACUACAAAAAGACUAUUUUACACUGUAGGUGGAUGUCUCGGAGUUGACAGAGAUGGAGGAGGUGUAGUUCUAGAAAUGCCACAUGUUGGCCACAAGACACUUUUUUUUCUGGUUUUGUUUUUCAUAUGAAGCAGCCUCAUCCAAUGCUCGCGUCUUGAAUGUGCAGCAAUCGAGAUGCCUUUCUUAACCAUAUGGUUCUAUGGACCUGAUGUUUAAAAUUUUUUCUUCCAUGGAUAUAAGGUCAUUUGGAGGUCCUUCAAAAUAAAAUCCCCAAACUAUUUAAUGUUACUAAUUCAGGCAACAGCAAAUUAUAAAGAAUCUAAAAGUAAUAUAAAACAAAAUAAUAAACCACAUAGAUUAGGUGUCAAAUGAAUGCCCUAUGAUUUUUGCCUAAGAGGCAUCUUAGCUAUUUUGAGCAGUAAUUGAUGGAAUGAGAUGUAAGCAGUCACUGGCAAGGUGAGAAGCUGGACAGGCCAAUUCUUAAAAUCCUGUGAGUUUAUGGAGCAUUGUCAGUGUGAGCCGUUCUGGGGACAAUACAGUGAAUCACAGCUAUAUGAUUAAUCAAAUCAGUCCUCUAUUGUAAAAGUAAAAAGAGAAUGAUGUCCAUUGGCAUCUGAUUUGGAAUUGGAUACUUGUAUAUUAAUGAAUUUGUGUAGACUGUGCCUUCCAAUGUUUUGCCUGGAAAAGAAAUUCAUUAGGAAUUUGGACAAAAGCAACAUUAGAUAACCAUAAUAGAGUUAGAGUAGCCUAUACAGAGGAAAAGCUAACAUUAAGAAGAAUAAAAUCAUUAAUCCAAAUAGUAUGUUAUUGAGGUUGAAACUAAUUAUUGAGUACUUUAACAUGAUUAGUCAUUACUUCAUUACUAAAAGAUGUAAACAUGCUUUAAACGUGUAUAAAAGCAACUGGCCAAAAUAAAUCACAGUAAUUUCAGCUAAAUAGCAAACAGUUUCACAGGAGGAAUGGGGGAUAUUUGGGGCUCUGAAAGAGAAGAUCACAAUAUUCACUUUGGCACCAUUAUCUCUUUAUUUCUAAAACAUGGUUGAAACUAGAUUUCCAACACCAGAUAAUGAUAAUAGCCAACAUUUACUUGAGUGUUCAUUGUAUGCCUGGCCUUCUUCUCAACCCUUUACAUGUAUUAACUCCUUAAAUAGGAACAGUGACCUUGUGAGUCAGGUACUAUUAUGAAUAUCCCUCUUUUACAUCUGAGAAGUUAAAUGGUUUGCUUAAGGUCACAGUUCUUGUAAGUGAAGAGUAGUUCAGGACUUGAACCCUCCCAGUGUUCUACGAGAGGCUUUGCUCAUAGUUGCUAGGCAAUACUGCCUCUUGAUUGAACUUUAAGUUAAAAAAAAUAAAAUUGUGGUGCCAUCACCAAGAGUCAGUUAUGCCAAAAAUAAAUUCUUUGUGUGAUGGUAAAAAAAAAAAAAAAAGGACAAAGUCUAAUGCGUUUUGUUUGUAAUCCCUUUUGUGUACACAUUUUGCCACUGAGCACAUGGCACGAUGAUGCAGCCAUACCUGAGGCCUGUGUGGUUCUUUCCCUUUUACAGAGAACCUUCUUCACAGACAGUAUGUAGCAAGAGUAGGAAUAACAUUUGUAUCUUUUCGGCAGUAGGAUUCUGAAUACUUUUCACCAACAGUAGCUUUUAGCAGUGAAUUUAAAACAUUCUGCUAAACUCAAAAUAGAAUAAGAGUUUUUUGAUUAUCCUUUUUUUCAACAACUCCUAUCCGAUAAGAAGGGAAAUAGAAGAGGGGAGGUCAAACUAGAAUGAUAACAAAAAGAUCUCUCUUCUGCCCUAGAUUAGAAUGAUGCUUUCUGACUCUUUCAACAAGUUUUAGUCCAGCCCCUAUCGCUGAAUGGGUCAGAAGCGUCAUCCACCAUCCAGCUCUGCACAACUUGCCAGCUCAGAUCAGCAGGGGCCUCUCCCAGCCUGUUUGUAGUGCACGGGGAGAACGCAUCUUCAUGUCUAUGUAGAAACAUGCAUAUAAGUAGUGCUCAUUCAAUUUUAGCCCUUUUCUCAGGUUCUUCAGUUUUGUCGCCCACAACCACAAAAAUUAUCCAUUAAUUUUAUGCAGUUCUGUAAAUAUAUAAUAUUUUUUACUGACUUAAUACCUUCUUGCUUAAAACUCUCACAGUAGCUGGUAAACACUUGUCAAACACGCGUUGGACUUUCAAGAUCCCCCUUCAGUCUGAGAACUGGAGAGAAUGAUUUCAGCCCCAUAGUCAAAUAAAAUUUCUUUACCCUUGAUCCUUACAACAGAUGCAUUAUGAUGAAACUUCUAGGUGAGAAAGUUGCAGUUUUAAUUUCAAGUACAUUGGAAGGUUAAAAUGAAAUAGCUAGGAGUUAGGCACACACGGCUUUCCUUAUUCCAUUUGGCAAAGGAGAGUGAUUCUUGGAACAACACGCUAACCUUUCCAUCCAUUGUGUCUAGUGCAUGUGGGUCACCGAAUAACUUUCAUGAAUGCUAUUCUAAUUUAGAACAUAAAUUCUGUCACAUGCCUAAACAAUAAAAAAAAAUGGCCCUUUGAAAAAGUUUCUUGUUAUGAGACAAGCAAAUUGGCUUAUACUUCUAAAAACCUAUAGUUUGGGGGCUAAAGUUACAUUUUGAUUGUGUGGACUCAGUUAUUAUUUAAAGCUUGGUUCGAUUUUGGGGCAGCAGCUUUUUCUUGAUGACCCUUACUAAUAAGCUUUAAUUGGCAGAAAAAUUUCAAUUAUUCUAAUCAAGGAGCAGAAUCGAACAUGUUGACCAAAGUAGAUUUCAUGUUUCUAGUUAGACAACAAGAAUUUGGUAAGGGCAUACUUUUAGAUCAACCAUUGACGUAAGAAACCUAAGUUUACCUGUUAAUUUGUCAGUGAACUAGAGUGGCAAGAUUUCUUUACUUUAAAUGAUUAAGGUGAGAUAUUGGAAAAGCAUAAUUCUUGGAUAUGAAUUCAAAGACAUACAGGCAAGUUUACUUUGAACUCAAUAUCACAUGUAAGAAUAGAAAUCAAUUUGUGGUAGGAAUGUGAGGAAUGACUUUUGUAUAUUUGUUUAAAGAGUCAUUUUUAGAGAAGUAAUCUAUCUUUAAAUUAUACUUUUUUAAUAAUAAUUUUUUAAUGUGUUAUGUUAGUCACCAUACAGUACAUCCCUAGUUUUUGAUGUAAAGUUCCAUGAUUCAUUACUUGUGUAUAACACCCAGUGCACCUUUCUUGAUGUAACUCAUGUUUAAUGAGACCAAACAUAAAAGCAAACACUUUUAGUAACCUCUAUUUAUCAGGUUCAGGUAGAAGGCUGCCAAACUGUUUUGGUUUUACAGUAGGUUAUGGUCUUAUGAUGGAGUUCCCAAUUGGGGUUUGGGAACUAGAACCCUGGCAUACAGACAUGAUGUGCUGCUUCAGCUUUCUAGGUGACUUAAAAUAUGGCUGGAGUUCUCCUUUAUUCAGAAACUAGAUAGACGAGGUCUCACGAGGAACUAAAUUAAUAUUGCAUCGACAUUCUGGGUGUUGGUGAUAAUUUGUAGUGACAUUAUGCCUAUUGGUUAUGAUGGUGAUAGGCAAGCUCCAUCCAAAUGGACAUUAUAAGAGCCAAAUUUAAUAGUCUUAGUAUUGGAAAUUUCUGCCUUGAGGAGAGCAGAGUCUCUCCAGCAUGUACUUUGCUUUCUACCUCCACAAUUAUGUAUUAAUAUACAUCAAUUCUUCAAAGUUGAGGAAGAGCAUGAGGGGAUGAAUGGAACUGGGCAAUAUUAAAGUAGCCAAGUGAAAUUUCUGUGGUGGUUUUUCUGUAGGGAUGUGGUAGGAAAGGCACAUGGACACCAAUUCCUAGCCUUUGAACAUUCAAGAAAAUUAAUUAACUUUCCAGAAAAUGAAUAAAAAGGGAAGUGGAAAACAGCUAUGUAACUUAAGCUGGUAUGUUUCUUCUCAUCACAUAAAUAAAUAAUUUUUCACAAAUAUCAAGAAUUGAUUCAACAAAGAGGUCCAAUAUUAUGUGUAGUGUAUGCUUUUGUUCAUUUAAAUACGAUCACUUUUAUCUCUUAAAAAUACUCACAGGAAAGGUAUCCUUUACCUGACCACAAUAAGAAAAUUAGAUACAAUGAAUGUACACAGCAAAUCUAUUCAACCAUAUACAUAUUGCUGUAUGAAAUGUCUGAAGUGAAAAGAUUUUUCCAUACCUUACCAAAAGUUUUAAUGAAAAUAUUUUAACUAGAACAUAUUGAAGCCUUCCUUAAUUUCACCUCCUUUUCCUGCUAUCCAGCUUAUCUACGAGGGCAGUAGAAUUAUGGCAAUAUACAGUUGACCCUUGAACAACAUGGGUUUGAACUGCACGGAUUCACUUACGUGUGGAGUUUUUUGAUAAAUACAGUACUGUCAACUUAUUUUCUCUUAUGAUUUUCUUAACAUUUUCUUUUCUUCAGCUUUAUUGUAAGAAUACAGUGUAUAAUACAUAGAACCUACAACAUAUGAGUGAACCAACUAUUAAUGUUAUCAGUAAGGCUUCCAGUCAGCAGAAGGCUAUUGAGUUUUGGGGGAGUCAAAAGUUAUACACAGAUUUUCAACUGUGCCCGAACUCCUGCGUUGUUCAAGCAUUAACUGCCUACACUGCCUAAGGCUGUGUAUGUUUUCAAGUUAUCUGAGAACUUUUUAGCCGUCCUUAUUGCAAAUUGAUAAAAUUACCAUUUUAAAAUUACUGUAUUAGUUUGGCAAGCUCUUGAAACUAUUUUUUCGUAGAUUUCUGAUGGGGUGCUAAUCUUUAGAUUUUUGACAGUAUGACUUUUUGGAAAGGAUUAAUGCAACUGGACAACAGUAUGGUAGCAGAGUAAAAAUUCUGUAGUGGUUUGUCUACGGUGAGGUGAUAGAAAAGGCAAAUGGAUGCCCAUUCCUAAUUAGAGAUAUCUAUUCAGUAGAUGAUUUAUUUUCCUUGAUUGCAUGCAUUCGAUUUUUUUGAAACCACAAAAUGUAUUUGAAUGCUGUGCACACGUUGGCAGAAGUGAACUGUGGCAACAUGAGAAUAACUUAGUUGGUAUCUCUUCUGUAGAUCAGGCAGUGGAUUGUAGCAAUUCAUCGUAUUUUUUAAAGCUUUUAAACAUUACCUCUUACAAUAGUAAUUAUUAAAACCGAAAGGAUCAGGAAUAUGCCAGAUGUAAGAUCAUUUGUAAAAAGUGAUUCAUAAACUUGAUAAUCAUAUGACAAUUGAGGUGAUUGUCAUAUGGUGAUUAUAGGUGAGUUUUUGAUAUACAGAGUGGCAUUAAAAUAGAAGUAUAAAGUCAACUAUAAUGUUGGAGUUCUAGACGUACACAAAUAAGAUGAUUGUUUUUAAACUUUCAAUAAAUUUGGUACCUAAUUUACAGAUAUCCGUAGCUUAUGAACCCUUAUUUAUGCUUAUUUAGCUUAAAAAAUUAAGGAAGAAUUAAAGAAUAUUUGAAGUUAUUAUUUCAUUUCUAGCAUUCUGAGAGAGUGGCCAAGAGACUGGAAAUGUCUUAACUUAGUGUGAAUGUAGUUAAACGAAUCAUUGCUAUGCUACUGUCCAGGUCUUGAAGUGCAAAGUGUUGAGAAGACAUAGCAAUUUGCUUAAUUAACCCCUGUUCAUUUCACAGGGCAAGAAAUAAGAUUACUCUUUGGCAAUCACAUGUUACUUGAAUUAUAUUUUAUUUUUAUUAACCUGAAAGCAUACCAACACCCUCACACACACAACCCCUAAUGCAAAUAUGGACAGAAGGAAUCCCCCCCCACUCAUAAAUCAGUCUGCUUCUUUCUAACAUACAAGAAAUGUUAGUAGCUCUGACAAAAAAAUACGGUGUCAUAAAGCUCAUGCUUUAGAGCUUAUGGCCUGACUAAAAGCAGAUGACGUCUGCAUUUGUGUGUUUCCUCUGCAUAGCCUCCCAAAUGAUAUCAACCAACUUCUUGUAGAAAAUGUACAUGCUUUUCAUCCUGACCAAUAAAAGGCAACUUGGUGAGUUACAGAGAUUGACUGGGUGCUUGACAUGUGGUGCUGCCCCACUGAAACAGUGGGCACUUGGUACCGGGGAGGUUUAGGAGAAUUUAACUUGCUUGCUUGUUUUUAGAUAUGUUGAUAUCCUAAUAUUCUAAAAUUAUAAAAAUGCAAGUUUAGUUCACAUACAAUAGGUUUCCUUAUAUUGCUUUUGUAGUUCAUAUGUAAAACAAAGAAAAUAAUGUGCUCCUAGUCAUUCUGUAAUUGUGUUCUGAUAUUACCAGGCAGUUUUUGUAGACAUAGUCAGAUAAACAUAUUGUUCAUUAUUUAAAUGCAAACUGCAUCUUUUCGAUCUUAUUGCCUAAGUAAUUUUUAGAGAAUGAUCAUUGAGUGGUCCCUCCUCCCACUUCAGCACUUUAAGAUGGGUGGAUGUGUUUGAUUCCUUUUCCAUUCUUCUAUUAUUAAAAGAACCCUAGGGGAAAUAAAGCAUUUGUUUUCAAUUAAUAAAAAAAAAAACCACCCUGGUAAUUAUAUUGUUUUACUUCUGCAAAAUAGCCACAUUUUUACAUACUCCAAAUAAAUUGUCACGUGUAACUAUAGGCUGGAAACGAUGAAAUGUGGCUGAAAAUAAUUUCCCUUGUUGUACUACAAUGUAUGAAUAAUUAUAAAUGUAAACACUUAACGUCACAUUUACCAUUAUUCUAUAGGUACCAUUCACAAUACGGUAUAUUCUAUUGCUACUUUGUGAAAUGAGUUCUUGAGAUUCAUAGUAAGGCACUACACAAAGCAUUAUUAUUAAAGAAUUAUAGGGAAAACUUUCCCAAUUGAAAACUGAUAACUGAAGGUAUUAUUUAAAAUAAAUAUACUGCAGAGUAGAUAAGUUCAGUGUAGCAAUAUCUUUCUAUUUUGGUCUCAGAUUAAGUUUUUAUAUACACAAAAACAAUUUGCCUCAAGAAUUAGGUGAUCUAUUUUAGAAGAUUUAAAAUAACCAAAAUAAUGUUGCCUUGUGUUACAUUAGUAAUUUAUCAAUAAAAAUUAUUACUGUUAAUAAUUGGUAGAAUUUUUUCCUCCCUGUGCUAGAGAUUUAAGUUGAUGGGGAUUUAGUAACAUGUAUAGGGAUGCAUCUUAAUAUCUAUAUUUGCUGAACAGUGUAAAAACACAAAACUGUCCUCAUUAAAAUGGACUUUUGUACACUAUAAUUUGAAUUAAGUAAUGAAUAUAUAAAGUAUUUAAAAAGUUGUAUAUCAAAAUGUAUAACAUUCCAUUUUUGGCUAUAUUUUGUAAAACAUUUUUGGUGUAAUCAGUAUGACUCUCACAUAUGUCAAAUCAAGUAUUUUACUAUUUAUUUAAACAGAUAUAUACCUAAUGUAUUUGGAAGCUUAUUGCACUCAUAUAAUUGUAUAUAUUGUGGCUUCAAAAGUCUGUACUUAUCCUUGCUUUAAAAAAGUAGUAUGUGCAUUUCUUUCCAAUUUAUUUUAAUUAAUUAUA